This is a messenger RNA of Rotaria sp. Silwood1, 1290 nucleotides long. NCBI's taxonomy places the organism in Eukaryota, Metazoa, Rotifera, Eurotatoria, Philodinida, Philodinidae. The record is from the annotation of a GenBank genome assembly.
AUGGAUCUGUUCUAUGAUCAUAUAGGUAUGUCAUACAACUUUGAAAAAUAUGACAAUACGGCAGUCGAUACGCAAAACACACCCUAUGAUUAUGGUUCAGUCAUGCAUUAUGGUCCUACGGCAUUUUCUAAAAAUGGCUUGAAUACGAUCGAACCACUUCAAUCUGGUGUUGUGAUUGGACAACGUCAAACAUUAAGUGAAAUUGAUAUUCAAGAAGUUCGACUCUUCUAUGGUUGUAGUGCAGCAGGCUCUACAUUACCUCCCACAGUGAUGAAUAGUACAACUACAAGUACGAUUCCAAUUACAACCGCAACCGCAACAACAACAACAACAACUGCAACACAACAAAUAGUUCCAUUACGAGCACCUGCUAUUGACAUUCGUCCGAAUGCAAAAUGGGUUCAGAAUGGUCUCACUGUGGCUGGAGAAAAUGGAUCAGGCAAUGGAAUCAAUCAACUCUAUUACCCGUAUGGUUUGUAUGUCGAUGAUGAUCAAACUAUUUAUAUCGCUGAUCACGGGAAUCAUCGUAUUGUGGAACGGAAAAUUGGUGCGACAAGUGGUCAAGUAGUUGCUGGUGGAGCUGGAAGUGGAAAUGGGUCUCAUCAGUUAGACGGUCCACGAGAUGUGAUUGUCGACAAAGAGAGAGAUAGUCUAAUCAUCUGCGAUCCAAAUAAUAGAAGAGUAGUUCGAUGGCCUCGUCGCAAUGGUACAAGUGGCGAAACAAUCAUCUCGAACAUCGAUUGCAUCAGUUUGACAAUGGACGAGAAUGGAUCUCUUUAUGUUGUUGACUAUAUGAAAGAUGAAGUGAAACGAUAUCGAUUUGGUGAUACUGAAGGAACAGUGGUUGCAGGUGGCAAUGGAAGAGGAAAUCGUCUCGAUCAACUGUCUGGACCCUUCUAUGUAUUUGUUGAUCGAAAUCAUUCAGUGUACGUAUCUGAUCACUAUAACAAUCGCGUGGUGAAAUGGGAAGAAGAUGCAAAACAAGGCAUUAUUGUAGCCGGAGUUCAAGGGCAAGGAAAUAGUCUUACACAAUUGUCAGGCCCACAUGGAGUCGUCGUCGAUCAAUUGGGAACUGUCUAUGUGGCUGAUAGUUGGAAUCAUCGAAUAAUGCGUUGGCCAAAAGCAGCCACAGAAGGAAGUGUGAUUGUCGGUGGAUAUGGUCAAGGAAGAGAAUCGUAUCAAUUAAAUCGUCCCUGGGGUUUGUCAUUCGAUCGACACGGCAAUCUCUAUGUCGGCGAUUUCCACAAUCAUCGAGUACAAAAAUUUAAUAUUGAACAGGCGAUAAAUUAA